UGCGUUUCUAAAGUUUACGUGUUAUAUGUGUGGACUUUUAGGAUUAGUAAAUACGAAAUCCAUACAAAUAAAUUUAACAAUUGAAGGAAGAAAUUGUAUAAUACUUGGAGUAUUACACUUUAUACAUCAAAUUCAAAGUAUUUUUUAACAGUGACAAUUAAGACACUGCACGACAUAAUAAUGUCGCUGACAAAAAGAAAACGUUCAAUGGAAAAAGAAGAAUUGCUUGAAAAUGGCGAUACAUCUUCAAAUACCGGCCAAAGUAACAUUAAAGGAGAUGAAAUCAAUAUAGCUGUGCUUUUAUUUUUAUAUACUCUUCAAGGUAUUCCCUUGGGACUAGCAGGAGCAGUUCCUAUGUUAUUACAGAAUCGAGGAAUAACAUACACACAACAGGCUGAGUUUAGUUUUGUGAAUUGGCCCUUUAGUGUAAAACUGCUCUGGGCUCCAAUAGUAGAUGCUAUAUUUUGGCCUGAAUUUGGGAGAAGAAAAACAUGGCUUGUGCCAGUACAAUAUCUCAUUGGUAUUGGCAUGAUCAUAAUGUCCAGCAGUAUGACAGAAUGGCUUGGAUCGGAUGAAAAAGCUCCCUCUAUGACAAUUCUCACUGUAUCAUUUUUAUUGCUUAACUUCUUAGCAGCUACUCAAGAUAUUGCAGUCGAUGGUUGGGCUUUAACUAUGCUGAAAAGACGUAAUGUGGGCCACGCCUCCACAUGUAAUACAGUAGGGCAAACAGCAGGAUUCUUCCUUGGCUAUGUCUUAUUUUUGGCAUUGGAAUCUCCAUACUUUUGUAACAAAUAUCUCAGAACCAUACCUGAAGAAACCGGUCUUGUGACACUGGCUAGUUUUCUUUUAUUCUGGGGCUGGGUAUUUAUUGUUACAACAACAAUUGUUGCAAUAUUAAAACAUGAAGCCAAUGACCAAAUUGAGCCAAAGGAAAGUCAACCAAAGGGCAUGAAAGACAUUGUAAAUGCAUAUAAACAGCUCUUAACUAUUGUAAAGCUACCGGCAGUGAAGACUUUAGCUCUGGUGCUAUUUACUGCUAAGCUUGGCUUCUGCGCAAGUGAUGCAGUAUCAGGCUUGAAGCUUGUUGAGGCAGGAGUUCCUCGAGAGGACUUGGCACUACUGGCCGUUCCAUUAGUCCCAGUUCAAAUUAUAAUGCCAGUGAUUCUUGCAAAACACACAACAGGACCUGCACCACUGUCUCUGUGGUUGCGUGCUUUUCCACUACGACUAUUAGUUGGCCCCUUGGCAGCUGGUCUUGUUGCUCUUACACCAAGCCUCCUUGGUGACUCUGGCCCUUCAUAUUCUUAUCUAUUUGUUUUGAUGCUACUUUAUGUCUUCCAUCAGACCUGCUUGUACUGCAUGUUUGUGGCAGUAAUGGCAUUCUUUGCUAAAGUGUCAGAUCCAGCUGUUGGUGGUACUUACAUGACGUUGUUAAACACAGUAUCAAAUUUGGGUACCAAUUGGCCUAACACACUUGCACUCUGGGCUAUAGACCAUUUAACUUAUAAGACAUGCAAUGCACCUCAACUUACUGAUAACACAUGUGCUACACAAUUAGAAACUGAUGUCUGCAAGGCUAAUGGUGGUUCAUGUGACACAAAAAUUGACGGUUUCUACAUAGAAGUUGUUAUAUGUGUUGUGGCCGGCUUUCUCUGGCUGCAAUGGGGAAGAAAAACCAUCAGUCGGUUACAAAGAUUGCCAGCCUCGGCUUGGCAAAUUGGUCACAACAGAUAAGACUGAAUUGUAUUACUGAUUAUGUAAUAUUAUUUGUAAUUAGUAUAAGCACAAAACCGAAAUUUCUAAGACCUCUUAAACAUCAUACAAGAUCCUUAAAGUGGAUUCUUUUGUAUACAAUUUCUCAUUCCAAGGUUAGUAAUAAAUGAAUUUAAAGUAAAUAUAA
This is a messenger RNA of Vanessa tameamea, 1900 nucleotides long. Its product is annotated as acetyl-coenzyme A transporter 1. Gene Ontology annotation, molecular function: acetyl-CoA transmembrane transporter activity. Bases 181 to 1734 code for a protein of 517 amino acids. The transcript is spliced from 8 exons. The record is from RefSeq and is a predicted model, not a curated record. Gene Ontology annotation, cellular component: membrane. NCBI's taxonomy places the organism in Eukaryota, Metazoa, Arthropoda, Insecta, Lepidoptera, Nymphalidae.